Molecule: messenger RNA, 1531 nt
Organism: Amaranthus tricolor (Joseph's coat)
Lineage: Eukaryota; Viridiplantae; Streptophyta; Magnoliopsida; Caryophyllales; Amaranthaceae
Product: rac-like GTP-binding protein 5
Exons: 7
Coding region: 616-1206 (196 amino acids)
Biological process (GO): small GTPase-mediated signal transduction; actin filament organization; regulation of actin cytoskeleton organization
Cellular component (GO): plasma membrane; cell cortex; cytoskeleton
Molecular function (GO): GTP binding; GTPase activity; protein kinase binding
Source: RefSeq, a predicted model, not a curated record
CUGGCAUUUUGGACAGACUACAGAAUGUUUUUGGCUUUGCAUUAGGUCAGCGGUUAGCCUUCUUCCGUCUCUCUCUCUCUCUCUCUCUCUCUCUCUCCCCUCAUCUUCUGUUUUAAGACAUUCAUUCAUUCGAUUCGCAAUUUCCCAUUUCAUUUGAUUAUCCGUUGACUUAAAACAUUUCACUCUUAUUCUCCUACGGUUUUGCAAAUUUUGAAGAAUCACAAACUGUACAUUGUGGUUUUCGUUCUUCUUUGUGUUUGAUUUAAAAGCACUAACUUUGUUUACAUUUGGGUUUAUUGGUGUCAUCUUAGUAUUUGAUCAAACACCCAUUUUUUAGAUUUCCCAAAAUAUGAUUCUAAAGCAAGUUAAUUUCUUUUCAUUUCGGUUUGAAGCAAGGUUUUUUUAGUGGGCACUGAGAAGAUCUAGAAUUUCAGUCUCAUUCUCAUAUGGUUUUGUAAAUUUUGAUGAACACAAUAUUGUUUUGAUUUCAUCUUUGCGUUUGAUCAAACACCCAUUUUAUAAAUUUUCCCAAAUUUAAUUUAAAGCAAGUUAGUUUAUUUACAUUUGGUAUAAAGCAAAACUCUCAGUGGGUAUUGAGAAGAUCUAGGGUUUGAAAUGAGUGCAUCUAGGUUCAUCAAAUGCGUGACAGUUGGUGAUGGUGCUGUGGGUAAAACUUGUAUGCUUAUUUCCUACACCAGUAACACUUUUCCUACAGACUAUGUGCCUACAGUUUUCGAUAACUUCAGUGCUAAUGUCAUGGUUGAUGGGAACACCGUCAACCUAGGCUUGUGGGAUACCGCAGGUCAAGAAGACUAUAAUAGAUUGAGACCUUUAAGCUACCGUGGAGCAGAUGUGUUUAUCUUAGCCUUUUCAUUGAUUAGCAAGGCUAGUUAUGAAAAUGUUGCUAAAAAGUGGAUUCCGGAGUUGAGGCACUAUGCACCUGGUGUUCCAAUAAUUCUCGUUGGUACAAAAUUAGAUCUUCGGGAUGACAAGCAAUUUUUCAUUGAUCAUCCUGGUGCAGUUCCUAUCUCGACUCAACAAGGAGAGGAGCUGAAGAGAGUCAUUGGCGCUCCAUACUACAUAGAGUGCAGUUCAAAAACUCAACAGAAUGUGAAGGCAGUUUUCGAUGCAGCCAUUAAGGUCGUCCUCCAGCCGCCAAAGACGAAAAAAAAGAAAAAGAAGGCAAAAGGGUGUUAUAUUUUGUGAUUUGGCAAAGUUAGAAGGUCAAUCACCAAAAUUCGUUGAGUUGUAUACUACUUAUCCCUAAUUAAUUUCAUUGUCGUCAUGUGUUUGCGUUUUACUCGAUAUUUUGUGCUCUCCAGAUAAAACAUUACAUUAGUCUCUUGGUAUAUAGCCUUCCCUUAAGUUCUGACUGACACACAGAUACUCAUCCUGCAAAGACUUUCUACUAGUUUGUACUCCACUUUGUCUUCUUUGGAAGUUGUCUUCCCCAAUGAGAUCUUUUUUAUGUACUGUUUACUAGGUGAUCAACUGAUUAUUGGCUUACCCAAUGCCAUGGUGUGACUUCCAA